Messenger RNA from Sarcophilus harrisii (Tasmanian devil), 1506 nucleotides. It is a transcript of the gene TCN1, whose product is annotated as transcobalamin 1. NCBI's taxonomy places the organism in Eukaryota, Metazoa, Chordata, Mammalia, Dasyuromorphia, Dasyuridae. Bases 59 to 1324 code for a protein of 421 amino acids. The transcript has 9 exons. Gene Ontology annotation, biological process: cobalamin transport. The record is from RefSeq and is a predicted model, not a curated record. Gene Ontology annotation, molecular function: cobalamin binding.
GACUCACACUUUGUAAUCUAACACAGUGGAGGAGGAAGAGGAGACCACAAGUAGAAAGAUGAGGGUCUCCCAAUGGCUGUCCCCAGUGGGCUUUCUCCUCUUUUCCCUCUUCCCGGCUCACCUCUGCAAUAUCUGCGAGGUAAGCAGUAAAGAGAAGGACAAGUUAGCUCUUCUGAUAAACACAAUGGUGAAUUCCAACGAUCCCUACUCAAGCAUAGCUUCCCACGUCCUGAUGGCCCUCAAAUUCGUGGACCAACACUACCCAAAGGCCGAGACAACCUUCCUGAACCAAGUCAAGCUAAACAUCAUGCAAUGUGAUGACGCUGUAACUUCAGGACAGUUUGCUCUGGAUUUACUGGCAUUGACUGCUGCCUGCCAGACAUGUAUUAUAAAAGAUUAUGAAUUGGUCAAAAAACUUGAACAGAAGUUCCAAGCGGAAGUAGACAGUAUUGAUAAACAUGGUCACCCAUUGACUACCUAUUACCAGCUUGGCUUAGAUGUCUUGGCCAUAUGUCUUCUGAAUGGAACCUAUUCAACCUCCAAAAUUGCUGAUCUCUUUUCUGUGGACUCAAAGAAGUAUUAUAAUGAACAGUUCUCUGUUGACACUGGGGCACUUGCUGUCCUGGCUCUGACUUGUGUGGACAGGAAGAACCCAGAUGUAAAAGAGAUCAGAAAUGAUAUAAGAAUGCUUGUGGAGAGGAUCCUAAAGGAGAUAAAACCAGAUGGCAUUAUUGGAAAUAUCUACAGCACAGGACGAGCAAUGCAGGCCCUUUUUGUGACUUCACAGUAUUAUAAGGAAAAAGACUGGAACUGCACUAAGACUCUUCAAAAUGUUCUAAAUCAUAUUCCUGAAGCCUUCCAUAGGCCCAUCACUGCAAGCCAGGUGUUUCCUGCCCUUCUGGGCAAGACUUACUUGGACUUAACCCACGGUUCCUGUCAGUCCAAUCCAGGUGAUCUCAACAACUCUGUCCCCACAAUUACAGAAUCCACUCCCCAGUCCCAAGAGAAUAUUUCAGUCAAAUACCAAGUAGUGGAUUUCAUCACUAAAGACUUUAAAAAAUCCACUGAAGUCUCAGUGCCAAAGGGCUCUUUCUUCCUGAAUGUGAUGGAGAAAGCUCAAGAAAAAGACCAAAAGGCAUUUGGGUUCACAACAAAGUCAAGUGAAUGGGGUCCAUAUGUCACUUCAGUUGCUGGUAUUGAGGCCAGCAGUAAAGACAGAACCUACUGGCAGCUCCUGAAUAAUGAUCAACCACUGAGCCAAGGAGUUGCAGACUUUGUAGUAUCUAAAGGUGAUAAACUGGAAGUCAGGCUGAGUAGAUAUUGAAGGAAGCAACAGUGAAAGAGUCAUCCAACUUUCUAUUUGUGGAGUCCUUCCCAGAAUUCUUUUGGGAAACAGAAAACCCCCUGUCUUUCUCCUCAAUCAUCUCAGCCCCCCAUGGGAAUUCAAGUAGAUUUGUGCUCUCUCUCUGUGUCUCUCUCCUUACAUAAUAAACAUUCAAAGAAUAA